AUGCCGGAAAGUGACCAUGAUUCGGUGAUCCCCGCCCAGCUCUCCUUCCUCGCUAUAUAUAACCCAACCCUCGGACCCACCGAUGAGACGAUCGAGGACCAGAUCGUGUUCUACACCUCGAGAUCGGGCCAUCUGCAACAUACCGAACGCUCGACUACCGAGGAGGAGGGAAUCAAGCUUCAAGAUGAGGGUAGGAAUGAAAGGCUGCGCCAGGUAGGUCUGGCGCAGGGUAUAGUGAACUUUUCCAAUAACUUCUCAUCUGGAAAACCACUGGAAUAUGUUGAGACCGAUAAGACACGCGUCGUUCUUCUUGAACUGGAGAAGGAUUGGUGGGUUGUUGCCUCUAUGGAUUUAACCCGAUUACCCGUGGAAUCAACCCUGUCAUCCUCGACCGGCCCUUCAGACGCCCCCAAGUUCCAGUAUUCAUCAAGGGAAAUGGGACAUCCGAGUCUGCUCAUCCAGCAACUGCGCCGUGCGAACUCGAUAUUCCUACUCCUCCAUGACUUCUCUUUAACCAGUCUAUACAGCCUUGUUGGUAGAUCGUCGUUUUGUCUCUUCCUAGAGCGCUUCUGGGAGAAAUUUGCGUGGAAUUGGGAGAUCCUCCUCACCGGUAACCCUGGUGUUGAAAUCUACAAUGGAAUUAAACUUGCCGCUGGGGGAGAAUUAGGCAUUGGUGUCGGAGAGGAAGAAUGGGGCAGCGGCGAGAGAGAGGUUCUCGAAGACUUUGUCGCUCGAACCGAUGGGGUCGUAGAUCUCAUUGUGUCGAGAUUUGGAGACCCUACUGUACAAGUUACGGACUCCCACAUCCCUCGAUCCGAUGGUGACAGCUCAUGGCUCGGCCUGGACAUUGAUCCUCGGCCUGCCGACGGUGUAGUUUUCUCGGGCGUCAAUGCCAUAUCUCGGCGCUCUCUGGUUCAUCUGUCACACUGGAUGGAAUUGAUCUACCGGUAUGGAGAUACAGCGUACGGCGUAGGACGGGACCCUCACUCUUUGCGCCGACGAAAUCCACGAAGACAUAGAGGGAGGGAGCUGUCUAGAAGUGCUAAAGCUGCGCAUCCCUCUACUUCAGAGCGCAGCUUUACUCCAAGAAUCCCUCGUCCACUAGUGAUGGCAGUGCCGGAAUCAGUUCCAGAGGCCCAUGCAAGCGAACCUUCAAAGCCUACUGAUCAAAGCUCUGUAUUUGCAGCCGAGAAUGUCAUGAAAUAUCUGACACUGGGAUAUGGUACGUCCUGGAAUCUUCCACUUCCUGGGAAGCCAGCAACACCUUCUACAACAGCCGUAGACAACGUUGCAUCAGCCUCGCAAGAAAGUUCAUCCCAAUCCAGUGAAUCCAGAAAUCAAACAAAGACGAUAGGCCGAUUUAUCCUAGGGCCUCGUGACGACUUGGACAUACUGGACGAUCUAGAAGAGAGAAGUCCUGUGUCCGAACCAGACAGCGGCAAACCAAAGACCCGCAUAAUCCACCGGUCUGUUCAUGUGCAGCUGGCUGAUACACCAUCAAAGAGAAGGCUUGAAGCAGUGAUAUACGUCCACCAACCAUUCAUGUUCACGUUUCUAUUCGAUCCGGAGACCACAUCACUAUCAUCACCAUCUUUAUACUCAAGCAUCCACCACCAGCUAGGCCCCCUCCAAAAGCCUCUCCUGCGAUCCACAUCCCCAGAAACAGUCCUCUCCCGCUUCCCAGCAUGGGAAAGCACCUUUUACCCAAACAAGCGGUUCUCAGGUCGCUCGCAGCCAAUGUACGAUCUAGUAUACGACCCAUCAAAUCUAACCAUCCGCUCCUCAAUCCCCAACAUCCCAGCCCUGAUCCUCUUAUCAAAAUCACCCCAACUCCCCAAUUCCCCUCGAUCACCCUCCUCUUCACCCUCUGCACCAAGCACAAGACCCCAAUGGUCCCGUCUCGAGAGCCUGGCAAUUCACCACCGCAUCCUAUCCACAUACGUCGACACCCGCUCUAGACCUCACGAACUAGAACGCACCUGCAAAACAAAUCGUGGCUGGUGGAUUCUCUGGGUCCGCAUCCCUCAGCCACCCCAGACGCAAGCCCUAUCAACCACAUCUUCAUCCGUUGCAGAUGGAGAAGAUCCGUCUCAACCCCCUUCUUCUUCGUCUCCCCCUCUGCUCCAGCCACAGGAAGCUUUCCUUGUCCGGAGAGCGAGUGACUACGUCCCCACCACUGGCCAUGCACGUAUAAGUAGUGGUGGACGCCUUCUCCGCGACCUAGGCGGUGCAACUUAUAACUUUGGUUCUAGCCGCGCUGAUAUCACUCCUUCCAAAUUUGUUGACGGGCUCGGUCUAGACCCCCGUCGGUACGUUGAGGGUUUGCUGCGGUUAAAUCGUUGA
Penicillium taxi is the source of this 2343-nucleotide messenger RNA. RefSeq lists its product as uncharacterized. The transcript has 4 exons. Gene Ontology annotation, cellular component: Mon1-Ccz1 complex; intracellular membrane-bounded organelle. Gene Ontology annotation, biological process: vesicle-mediated transport. NCBI's taxonomy places the organism in Eukaryota, Fungi, Ascomycota, Eurotiomycetes, Eurotiales, Aspergillaceae. Bases 1 to 2343 code for a protein of 780 amino acids. The record is from RefSeq and is a predicted model, not a curated record.